AGGAAAGUAGAGACAUCUAGACGAUCUUUCUCUCUCUCUCUCUCUCUUUCCAUUUAAGUCAUUUGACGGCUUCGCUUUUGCCGUUUGCUUCGUUUCCCUUUUCUCGUCACGCACGUGUCUGUGUGACGAACGAAUUCCAUUUUUUUGGCGCACAAAGAAGUGACAAUGCCGUCCGAUGCAAAGAAAAAGCAGCAACAGAAGAAAAAGGAGGCUGCGAAAGCGAGACAAUCUGGCAAAAAACCAAUCAAUUCAGGCAAAACCAAUGAAAACGGUAAAGAAGAAAGUCCUGUGCCUGGCGAUGCUAAUGGUACCAAUGGGACUGCGCCUUUAAGUGCCGAAGAGGCACUUUGCUUGAAAUUGGAAGCGGACGCUCGACUUAAUGCAGAGGCAAGAGCCUGCACAGGAUCACUGGCAUCACAUCCUCGCAGUCGGGAUAUUAAAAUUUCCAAUUUCUCUAUUACUUUUCAUGGCUGUGAAUUACUUCAGGACACAAUGCUGGAGUUGAAUUGUGGACGACGUUAUGGUUUAUUGGGUCUCAAUGGCUCGGGAAAAUCAACUUUAUUAUCGGUACUUGGAAAUCGCGAAGUGCCUAUUCCUGAUUCAAUUGAUAUUUUUCAUUUGACAAGGGAAAUGCCAGCGAGCACUAAAAGUGCACUUGAAUGCGUCAUGGAAGUCGACGAGGAACGUGUGCGAUUGGAAAAACUCGCCGAGGAACUUAUCGAGUGCGAAGAGCAAGACGCUCAGGAGCAAUUAAUGGAUGUUUAUGAGAGAUUAGACGAUAUGGCAGCCGACACUGCAGAGGCGCGAGCAGCGCAUAUUUUGCACGGUUUAGGUUUUACUGCAAAAAUGCAGAAAACACCAACCAAAGAUUUCUCUGGUGGUUGGCGGAUGCGUAUCGCUCUCGCAAGAGCACUCUACGUGAAACCUCAUUUACUAUUGUUGGAUGAGCCCACUAAUCAUCUCGAUUUGGAUGCUUGCGUCUGGCUUGAGGAGGAAUUGAAAACAUACAAAAGAAUUCUCGUCAUUAUUUCGCAUUCACAGGAUUUCCUCAAUGGCAUCUGUACCAAUAUUAUUCAUCUUAAUAAAAAACAACUAAAAUACUACGGUGGAAAUUACGAAGCAUUUAUGAAAACAAGAAUGGAAUUAUUGGAGAAUCAGGCGAAACAGUAUAAUUGGGAACAGGAUCAAAUUGCGCAUAUGAAGAAUUAUAUUGCUCGAUUUGGUCACGGUUCGGCAAAAUUGGCAAGACAGGCUCAAUCUAAAGAGAAGACGUUGGCUAAAAUGGUUGCUCAAGGUUUAACCGAGAAAGUAGUUAGCGAUAAAGUUUUAAAUUUCUAUUUUCCAUCGUGUGGAACAAUUCCGCCGCCGGUUAUUAUGGUUCAGAAUGUCAGCUUCCGAUAUAAUGACGACAGUCCAUUAAUUUACAAAAAUUUGGAAUUCGGUAUUGAUUUAGAUACAAGACUUGCUUUGGUCGGUCCUAAUGGAGCUGGAAAAAGUACCUUGUUAAAACUACUCUACGGAGAUUUGGUACCGACGAGUGGAAUGAUUCGAAAAAACAGUCACUUGCGAAUUGCCAGGUAUCACCAGCAUCUUCAUGAACUUUUGGAUCUUGAUGUUUCUCCUCUGGAUUAUAUGAUGAGAGCAUUCCCCGACGUGAAGGAACGUGAAGAAAUGAGGAAAAUCAUUGGUCGUUAUGGUCUCACUGGACGUCAGCAGGUCUGUCCCAUUCGUCAACUUUCCGAUGGACAACGUUGUCGCGUUGUGUUUGCUUGGCUUGCAUGGCAAGUUCCGCAUUUACUUCUCUUCGACGAACCCACCAAUCAUUUAGAUAUGGAAACCAUUGAUGCAUUAGCCGACGCAAUUAACGAUUUCGAUGGAGGAAUGGUUCUAGUUUCCCACGACUUUAGACUUAUUAGUCAAGUGGCAGAAGAAAUUUGGGUUUGCGAGAACACCACAGUGACAAAAUGGCAGGGCAACAUUUUGGAUUACAAGGAGCAUCUUAAGAGCAAAAUUUUGAAAGACAAUCAGAAGAGACAGAAGGAGUUGACGAGUCGCCAAAAAUAGAGAAAACAAACAAUUGACCGAAGUGUUCCUUCAAUUUCCCAAGGUUUUCUUUCUUCACACACAAAAAAAAAUAAUAUUGUUCUUAAUCAUAGUACCGAUUUCGAUAGUUUAUAAUUCAAAUAAUCUUGCGAUCUCAAUUUCGUUGCUGCUGUGUAGCACGAAAGCAGAUCACAAACCGAUCUAGAUAAUUUAUUUAACUGACAAAACAGGUAUUAAAAAAAAUAUACAAUUUAGAUCUAUUCGCAAGUUUCACUAAAAAAAAGAAAAAUUUUGUGAAAUAGCGAAACAAAUUUUUAAAGGUUUAAAAUUGAAACUAAGCCUAUUGCUUACUGUGAAUAAUAAUAAUAAUAAUAAUAAUAAAAAAUAAUAAUAAUAAUAAUAAUUACGCAUGCUGACACAUUAAUUAAUUCACCAGAAAUGAUUUUCGCGUAGAAUUCUUUAUUAUAAAACAUUUUCUUAAAAUUUUAUCAAAAAAUAUAACAAUUUUCUUAUUCUUUUUUGUUUCUUAGAAAUAUAUCAGAUUAUCAAAUGUACGUAAAAUUUUCUGCAUAAUGACAAACCGAUAUUUAUGAAUUGUGUAUUUCAGAUUAAUAAAAAUUACACCAAUUUUUUGAAUAAAUUCUCUUUUUUAAA
This is a messenger RNA of Leptopilina heterotoma, 2697 nucleotides long. RefSeq names its product ATP-binding cassette sub-family F member 2. The transcript has 9 exons. Bases 166 to 2064 code for a protein of 632 amino acids. NCBI's taxonomy places the organism in Eukaryota, Metazoa, Arthropoda, Insecta, Hymenoptera, Figitidae. Gene Ontology annotation, molecular function: ATP hydrolysis activity; ATP binding. The record is from RefSeq and is a predicted model, not a curated record.